UACACAACCGUACGCUGUGUAUGCUCUAUGUCCCUAUCUAUACUCUAUACUACUAUCCCUAUAUGUUUUCAUAAACUCCCCUUUGUGUUUUCCUGUAAGCUCUUCGUCGUCUUCUGAUUUUUCCCGCUUAAUCUAUAUACUGUAUAUAUACUGCAGUGUUUCCUACCGUCACCUUAUAAUUAAAAGUACAUAAGCAUAGCCCUCUUUGUAUUUCUCUUUUUAUGAAAAUGUGGGCUGGUUCGGCUAGACAUCAACCUCUGUCACAUACUUAAAUGUUUUUGCACGUAUUCAGGUUUCAACGAUGAACGGCGUACUGCCCACCUUUGUCAAUCUCUUGUCAAAUGUCGUUCCUAAUUGUUGGUCUGCCUCGGCCAAAUCUCGUUGUUUACAUAUUUUUUAAUUUGCUUAUGUAGUACAAACUGUAACUUAAAUACCGAUUGGCAUAGUGCAUAGAGAGUGCAUAGAGUGCAUCCCCCGCAUGAUGAUUCUUUCUGAAGGUGUUCUCUAGUUGCAAGAAGGUGAAAAAAAAAAAAAAAACUUGCUGUAUGUUUGCUUUAACACUGCUGUGCUGCUUGUUCCUCUGUGCGCUUAGGUUUUCACGGAGUCCUCUCCAGGUUUCAAAAGGACUGAGAUUUUCUGAUUUUCCACCAGCAAGAACGCUCAAGAUGCUUCAAGUGGUAGUUUUCAUCGCUGGCUGCUGCAUUGUCGCAACAGCCCAAUGUACUUGUGAAGAUGGUACUGUCGACGCCCGGAAAAGCAUUGUUGGACCUGGCUCGGGAAAGCUUUAUCUGGUGAAAACGACAUGCCAGCAAGAUCUAACCUGUUUGUACACGGUUCUUCCACCGGCCGACACUCAGUGGCCGGCACCCUAUCCCUUCGGGUUCAAGAACAAGACAACUGGUGAAUGGGUAAAGGUAACGACCGGGACGGUUGAUGGCCAAGGCUCAAACGCUAUUGACAGUGAUUCAGGGUUUGGCGAAACUAAUACCACACUGCUUUACUCGGACUACAAGAACUGCGCUGUUGGACUUUUCCAUGGAGGAAAUGUCAAGGAUGGACCACAUCUGGAACUCUUUAAGUACAGCGCCGGCGCAGACGACAGCCAGGCUCUUCAGUGCUGCGAAGAACGCUUCGCAGAGGAACUUCAAAGGCAGGCCAAAACAGCAGCUGAUGUUAUUGAGGUCAACAAGGACUGCGUUUAUCCUGAAUAGACUUCCGAGUAAAACUGUCCUGCGACGACAGGUCAAAUAAAGAUUCCAGCAUUUUUAACGGC
Molecule: messenger RNA, 1273 nt
Organism: Ornithodoros turicata
Lineage: Eukaryota; Metazoa; Arthropoda; Arachnida; Ixodida; Argasidae
Exons: 6
Coding region: 546-1211 (221 amino acids)
Source: RefSeq, a predicted model, not a curated record